Caenorhabditis elegans is the source of this 689-nucleotide messenger RNA. It is a transcript of the gene F22B5.6, whose product is annotated as Serpentine Receptor, class J. Lineage: Eukaryota; Metazoa; Nematoda; Chromadorea; Rhabditida; Rhabditidae. The transcript has 6 exons. Bases 52 to 624 code for a protein of 190 amino acids. The record is from RefSeq and is marked reviewed.
GUAUCAUGAAACAGUGUCAGUUGAGUCAGCGAAAAAGUCGUUCUUCUGACGAUGUCGAAGAACAUUCCAUUUUUUGUACAAAGUCUUCCAAUAUUAUUUCUUGGAAUAUGCUCAACUCAUCUCGUGGCAAAAUCGUUAAUGUUAAAACAUCAACUUCCAUCGGUUUCAGAAAAUGCAACUAAUACUCAUUUUGGAUUGACAUGUGUAACCACUGCAUUUUUAUGUAUUCUUACUUCUUUGAUUAUCGUAGAUAUUCUGUUCAAAACACAUUUUACCUUCCGAUAUGUGGUAUUUAUGAAUAUAGCAGUUGUUGCGUGCGGUUUGUUUGUUACCGGAUAUCUACUGGGGCACAUUGUUGAGAUAUGGUUUGCAAAAAUGUCAACAAUUUAUUCAUGUCGUCAAUUAGGUAUACAAACUUACUUAAUUACCUCGAAUAGUACUGGUGAAGAAGUUAGGAAACUCGAAAGUGCAGGAUGCGAAACUGCUAUUUCAUCGGAGUUUAAAAAUGUAUUCUUCGACCUACUAAUUCAAGCUGUCUUCAUUCCACUUCAUAUUUUAUUGACUGCAUUUUCAUGGACAUUCUCUGGAUUGUACAGGCCACGUUGGCAUGAAGAUUUCGAAUAAGGUCUUCACGUAUUCCAAUUUAUUUAAAUACAUUUUGAAAUUAAAUAAAUAGCGUUUUAAAUCAU